GGGUGGCGGUGUUUGUUGGAAUCAUUCAUUCUCUCUUGAAAUCUACCCAAUUUUCGGUCGAUUUUUCAGACAUCGGCUGUAAAUAGACAAUACUGCACUUAUCCACGAGUGUUAAUAUUUGUCUUAAUGUGAUAAUUACAGUCGCCGAUCGCUGGAGAUGUUGCGUUUUCUGAGGAAUUCUUUUCGAAGACGGCCGUCCCGCAACCGCAGGAAAGCAGAACAAGGGACGAGCGAAGUUCGGGUUCCCCCCAUCAAGCCAAAAAAGAAUCAUUUGAUAUGCCGAGUUAUACUUUUAGACGAAACAGACCAAACGUUUGAAAUACACAAAAAAGCUCUCGGACAAGAACUUUAUGAUCAAGUAUUCUAUACCCUUGACCUCGUAGAAAAAGAUUACUUUGGUCUUAGUUUUACAGAUGCCAACCAGAUACAGCAUUGGCUGGACCCCACGAAAAAUAUUAAAAAACAAGUAAAAAUGGCGAUUGUUGGACCUCCGUAUACUCUUAGACUCAAGGUCAAGUUUUAUUCCUCAGAACCAAACAACUUAAGGGAAGAAAUAACUAGGUAUUUAUUCUUUUUACAACUGAAACAAGACAUACUAAGUGGAAGACUUGAACCUCCGUAUGAAACGGCCGUAGAGUUAUCAGCUUAUGUUUUACAAUCUGAACUUGGUGACUUUGAUGCAGAAAUCCACACACCAGGCGUGGUGUCUGAAUUCCGAUUUGUUCCUAAUCAGACGGAACAAAUGGAAAUAGACAUCACUGAAAUAUUCAAAGAAUACAAAGGUCAGACACCAGCCGAUGCGGAAAUGAAUUAUUUAAAUAAAGCUAAGUGGUUAGAAAUGUAUGGUGUGGAUAUGCAUAUGGUACUGGGGAAAGAUGGUAAUGAAUAUAAGUUGGGUCUUACGCCGACUGGAAUUUUAGUGUUUGAAGGAGAGACAAAAAUUGGACUAUUUUUCUGGCCAAAAGUUACAAAGUUAGAUUUCAGUAAAAAGAAAUUAACAUUGGUGGUGGUGGAGGAUGACGACCAGGGUAACGAACAAGAACACACUUUUGUGUUCGUGCUGCAUAAUAUGAGAGCGUGUAAACACUUGUGGAAAUGUGCCGUAGAACAUCACACCUUCUUUCGACUCAGAGCUCCCGUCAAGGGCGUUAAUGACAAGCAAGGAUUCCUACGAAUGGGGUCGAGGUUUCGAUACAGUGGUAGGACAGAGUACCAGACUGCCAAACAGAAUAAAAGCAGAAAAUCGAUUCAGUUCGAAAGAAGGCCAAGUCAGAGGUUUUCAAGAAGGCCGUCACAUGCCAAAAGAGAAGCCAUGAAAGCGCAAGAAAGGCUAGCAGCACAGAGGUAUUUGAAUGCUCAACAAAACACAUCACUGCAAAGUACAUCGAAUGGUGAAGUGACGGCAGCAAAUGGAACAGCAUUGGCAAACUCCAGCCCAGCUGUGGACACACUAGUGACAUUGAAUGAUACAACACCUAUGGCUAUUACAACAACCAUUACCACUCCCACUGCAAAUUCCAUAACAACAACAGGAGUAGUAGGUAUCAAAGAAACAGACAUUGAUAACCUCACGAUGGAAAUCCAUGAUGAAACCGACCAAAAUAAAGGUCCGGAAGAAUCUGCCGCAGCCAAACUGAAAGGUCUUGAAUCGCCCACCACACAUGCAUCAACAACAACAUCAACAACAACAACAACAACGCUGUCACCUAAGGACAUAAACACUUUACCCAACAACCAGCAGCCCAUAGAUAAGCUGGCUGGCGCUGUAAACACGCUCACACCCGACAACAUGAAAUGUAACAUUUUGAAAGCAAAAGUUGAUAAGGAAAAGAAUUUGUCUAUGGGCAUGUAUGACACUGACAAAGUAAGAAAAGAUAAACUUGUAGUUUCACUGCCACAAGAAGACGGGGAAACAUCACCAACCUUGAUACGUACCAACUCUUUGCCUUCUCAAAGCAGUGAUCAGCUCACAGUUAAUAAAAGUAUGAAGAACUAUAGCAGUAUGCAGAAUGUUGGUUCCAUGAAUUCCUCCACAUCAAACACUUCGCCGCAACCACAAACCACCGCAAAAUUUACCCUGCGGAAUCUCCCCAGCCACACAAGCCCGAUAUCAAAGACUGUGAGAACGAACCAGACUGCUGAAGGUGAACGGCACUGUAACUACAAAACCAAGUAGUCUACCGGGUGUAGGUGGUACUGCUAGUACAGUAGCUGCAGCCACAGAGGGUCCAAUAUCACCGAUACUAGUCACAUCCCCCACGUCCAAACUACAGAGAUUGGAAUCAAAGCCCAAAUCAGAGAAAUCUGCUAGCCUUCCUGGACAGUACAAUGGAGGUGGAACAAACAGACCAGUGUCAACGGGCAGUGCAGUUUUGUCACCAUGGCAUGUUACGUCAGC
Molecule: messenger RNA, 2398 nt
Organism: Saccoglossus kowalevskii
Lineage: Eukaryota; Metazoa; Hemichordata; Enteropneusta; Harrimaniidae
Biological process (GO): actomyosin structure organization
Cellular component (GO): cytoskeleton
Molecular function (GO): cytoskeletal protein binding
Source: RefSeq, a predicted model, not a curated record